AUGGUCCGCAGCUCCUUGGACUUUAUCACCGCUGCGCUCCAGCCUCCCGGUAAUGGGCUGUCAACCGUUGGUCAACCACCGGUCAGAUCACCGUCGCCCUCUGCGCGCGUUACCCCGACGGCCGACGCUGCCACUGGGGGUGACCCCCACUGCCAUUUGCACGGUAGCCCUUCAGGUGGCCCUUUGUCGUCGCGGGGAAUUUGGGCUCGAAGUUAA
This is a messenger RNA of Puccinia triticina, 216 nucleotides long. RefSeq lists its product as uncharacterized. NCBI's taxonomy places the organism in Eukaryota, Fungi, Basidiomycota, Pucciniomycetes, Pucciniales, Pucciniaceae. The record is from RefSeq and is a predicted model, not a curated record. The coding region runs from base 1 to 216 and encodes 71 amino acids. The transcript has 2 exons.